AGGCGAAAUUCGGAACAUGACUUUUCUCGUACUUACCUUGUCCGUUCAUCCAAAUACCUCAGCCAAGGUCGCGGACCCAGAGGAACACGACGGAGCAUCCACGCCAUCGAAACACCGAGCAUAUACACCUGCAACGGGACCACUCUGAUGCCUUUAGAGCAGUCAUACGACUCGAUAAAUCUGCGUCCCAAGCAUCGAAGAUAGCUCUCUGCAUGCCUAGGUCAGACUUGGCUCGCCAAUGUCCGCUAGGCUCCUCGCUAACACCUCGACGCGACGGGCCUUGCCUUUCACCGACUCCAAAGCCUACGAGCCACUGCACGCCCUAGCGAUUUAAACAGUUUGGGCACACGCGCUUGCUUUGCUGUCCAACACGUGUCACAACUGUCGGUGAAGUCCUAGUCCUAGGGGAAAGGAGACCCUCUCAAAGAGGGGGUAGAAAAAGAGGUGAAGCAACUACACCGUGUGCCUGGGUAUAUAAUGUCGGAGGUCACCACCAUUGCCAGGGGCCCUGUUGUGUAUUCCCCCCAAGCGCCAGCCGGGGUGCCGCCGGGGUUGGAAACAUGGCCAAAAUGAUGUCCCCGGCCCGAGCGGCCGUUUGCUUUAUCACCGUCCUCCAGGUCCUGCUAUCUUUCUGGUCCUCGUCCCCCAACAACGCCGCCAUCCAUCAGGGUUCUUCUUGCCUUCACGCCUACCACAGUCCGCGGUUGACGACGACGCAUCCAGCACCAGCGGGACUGGGCUUUAUGAUGGCCGAAGCCCACCCGUUCCCCCACAAAUGUGUCAACGGCACGACCGAGGCGACCCGAUCAUUCAUCGAGUCUCUGUUCACGGCCGUCGCGCUGGACAAUUUCGGCACCUCGUUCGCCGCCGCCCUGUCCGACGACCUCGUGUGGACGGUCACCGGAAGCAGUCCCAUCGCGGGCACCUACAACGGCAAACAGGUCUACAUCGACAAGGUGCUCACGCCGCUGCGGGACGUGUUGGUGACCCUGCCCGUGCCCAUCGUCGAGCACAUCUUCGCCGACGGCGACUGGGCGACGGUCAACUGGCGGAGCCAAGGCGUCGUCGGCAAGAACGGGGCAAACUACGACAUGCAGUAUGCGUGGUUGAUGAGGACGGAACUCGACGACACGGGUGCCCGGAAGAUUGUCGAGGUCAUCGGCUUCUACGACAGCGUCAAAGUCACGGCCGUCUUCCAGGGGUACGUUUUCAACACAACGAAAGUCUGAGGUUUAUGUUGUGGGAAGCGUGUAAGCCAUGAGAUAUGUAUGCAUGGGCAGGGAACAAGAAGUGGGUGGCGGUUGGCGGGAAUCGUCGAGAUUCGACGAAACGAGUUGCCGCGCCCCGGGAACGAAUUUCACGAAUCCCGUGAAGCGUAAGAAGAGUCUGUUCGCAAAGACGUUAAACACGAAAACGGGCCCAUCAGCGUCUCGGGCCCCCGGUCUCAUUUGUCCCAACCAGCCAAGUGUAAUUCAAAAAAAAAAAAGGAACCAGAACCAGCCAUCUAUAUGUACAGCGGCGCCCUCGAGUAUCAGGACGAGAAACAUGACGAAACACCUCAGCUUGAAAUGCCUUCGAUCUUCAAAAACAGAUACAGCCUCAAACGGCAUCCCCUUUUCUUUUGUUCGAGUGGGGGUUAUGAAAUGAAUCCGACAACUAGCCUAGCAUAUAUACAUACUGUUAAUAUUCUGGACAAAUGAAUCAACGACAUGACCAAGA
Cladophialophora immunda is the source of this 1719-nucleotide messenger RNA. RefSeq lists its product as uncharacterized. The transcript has a single exon. The record is from RefSeq and is a predicted model, not a curated record. Lineage: Eukaryota; Fungi; Ascomycota; Eurotiomycetes; Chaetothyriales; Herpotrichiellaceae. Bases 561 to 1229 code for a protein of 222 amino acids.